Messenger RNA from Triplophysa dalaica, 1269 nucleotides. It is a transcript of the gene rab15, whose product is annotated as RAB15, member RAS oncogene family. The transcript has 7 exons. Lineage: Eukaryota; Metazoa; Chordata; Actinopteri; Cypriniformes; Nemacheilidae. Gene Ontology annotation, biological process: Rab protein signal transduction. Gene Ontology annotation, molecular function: GTPase activity; GTP binding. The record is from RefSeq and is a predicted model, not a curated record. Bases 432 to 1070 code for a protein of 212 amino acids.
AAAUAUACAUUUAUGGCGACAUAAAUGUGUGACGUUUAAUUCUAAAUCUUCAUUCAUUUAAAUCGUUCAUGAUUUUACACAACCAUGACAAUUUUCUCGUAUGUUUUAAAUGAUUUUGUAUGCAUUUAAUGUACAAGAUCUCAGCAAUUUCGAAGGCGUGAUGCUCUUUCUCCGUAAUCUCCACCCAUUUCAUGAGGUGUGAUGGAUGCCAGCCAAACGAAUUGAGAGCGCACACCAGUGAGUCCACCGCACCCACCAGAUCAGCGUUCCCGAAUCAUCUCAGCACACAUCGCGUUUUAUCUAGACAGUUAUUCGGGCUAUCGACACAGAAGCACGGAGCGGUCGAUGGAAAAGGCGAGAAGAUGAUACUGUGAAGAGGGUAGACAUGGAAACCCGACGCUGAGUUCCUUUAAUUCUGACCGUAAGACACAAUGGCCAAACAGUACGAUGUGCUGUUUAGACUCUUGCUUCUCGGAGACUCCGGUGUCGGAAAAACCUGUUUAUUAUGCAGAUUCACGGACAAUGAAUUUCAUCCCUCACACAUUUCCACAAUCGGUGUCGAUUUCAAAAUGAAGACUUUAGAGAUCGACGGCAUAAAAGUACGAAUACAGAUAUGGGACACAGCAGGCCAAGAGAGAUAUCAGACCAUCACUAAACAGUACUACAGAAGAGCACAGGGCAUCUUUCUGGUGUAUGACAUCACAAGUGAGCGCUCAUUUCAGCACAUCAUGAAGUGGGCCAGUGAUGUAGAUGAGUAUGCCCCUGAAAAGGUGCAGAAGAUACUUGUCGGGAACAAGUCUGAUGAAGAACAAAAGAGACAGGUAGCAACAGAACAGGGAAAUAAGCUUGCCAAAGCUUAUGGGAUGGACUUUUUUGAGACAAGUGCCUUUACCAACCAAAACAUUACAGAGUCUUUCACACGAUUGGCUGAAUUAGUGUUACAAGCCAAUAAGAAGGAUCUUGAUUUGUUGGGAGGCUCCAUUAAUGACGAGUUCAGUCUCGCUGAUUUGGAGGAGCAGGAAGGAUUGUGCAAUGCUGGCGACAACACCCGUAAGUCCUGCUGGUGCUGAAGACGGGAAGUGACACGACCACCCUUUCACAUGAUAUAUUUUUCCGUAUUUAUGUUGCAUUUUGAAUAUCCUUUUGAAUAAUUACAUAUUCCUGUUAAACGGUGUUUGAUGCAUUUCAUGGCUUAUUUAUUAUUGCUUGUUAUUAUUUAAUAUGAAUAACUAUUUAUUUUACUGUUAAUAAAUAUAAAUUAAGCUGAAA